This is a messenger RNA of Tachysurus fulvidraco (yellow catfish), 525 nucleotides long. RefSeq names its product NADH:ubiquinone oxidoreductase subunit S6 (gene ndufs6). Lineage: Eukaryota; Metazoa; Chordata; Actinopteri; Siluriformes; Bagridae. Gene Ontology annotation, biological process: mitochondrial electron transport, NADH to ubiquinone. The transcript is spliced from 4 exons. The record is from RefSeq and is a predicted model, not a curated record. The coding region runs from base 36 to 425 and encodes 129 amino acids.
ACUCGAAAAAAGAAGAAGAAGAAUUGUGGGAAAACAUGGCGGCCACCGUUCCUAAAAUCUUGUCCUUCGCUAAAAAUACGAGGACUUUCCUCACAACAUUAAGAAUUUCUUCAGUACCUGUUCAGCGAUACAGUGUUCCUGUUUCUACCUACGGGGAAAAAAUCACUCACACUGGACAGGUUUUUGAUGAACAUGAUGUAAGAAGAGCAAGAUUUGUGGGGAGACAAAAAGAGGUGAAUCAGAAUUUUGCCAUAGACCUGGUUGCAGAGGAGCCGGUAUCUGAGCUGGAAGCUCGAGUGGUGUCCUGUGAUGGAGGUGGAGGAGCUCUGGGCCAUCCCAAAGUUUAUAUCAACCUGGACAAAACGACCAAAGUGGGUACGUGCGGUUACUGCGGACGGCAGUUUCAGCAGAAACACCACCACUAAGACGUCUCCAGUCCUCUUUCGUCUGCUGAUUAUAAAUUAUUCCCUUUGACCCGUGUGGUUUCCUGUACAAUAAAAACAUACAACUGAUUAAAAAAAAAAA